Stegastes partitus (bicolor damselfish) is the source of this 862-nucleotide messenger RNA. It is a transcript of the gene sec61b, whose product is annotated as SEC61 translocon subunit beta. The coding region runs from base 160 to 456 and encodes 98 amino acids. The transcript has 4 exons. Gene Ontology annotation, biological process: intracellular protein transport. NCBI's taxonomy places the organism in Eukaryota, Metazoa, Chordata, Actinopteri, Pomacentridae. The record is from RefSeq and is a predicted model, not a curated record. Gene Ontology annotation, cellular component: Sec61 translocon complex.
GCUGGUCUUGCGUUUCGCAGUCGUGUCCUUUUUAGAUCCGCGUCAGCUUUUUGGUCUCUCUUCUCAAGUUUUGACCAAAUCACACAUCGGCUGUCUGCUGGACGUCAGCGUGAAGAAGGACUUCAGGGUUUCAGCUCGUAUCGGGACAAAGUGAACAAAAUGCCUGGACCAGCAGCAAGUGCAACCAACGUUGGGGCGUCUGGCCGUUCCCCCAGCAAGACCGUGGCCCCCCGAGCAGCAGCAGGUUCCACAGUCAGACAGAGGAAAGCCACCAGCAGCGGCACUCGCAGCGGCGGUAGGACCACCGGAUCGGCGGGCACUGGCGGCAUGUGGCGCUUCUACACCGAAGACUCGCCAGGCCUCAAAGUCGGUCCGGUGCCGGUUCUGGUGAUGAGUCUGCUGUUCAUCGCAUCCGUCUUCAUGCUCCACAUCUGGGGGAAGUACACCCGCUCUUAAUCCGCCCGACCACCUCCGACCCUCGGCUUCUUAAAUCUCUGGACCUGGACCAAACAACAGCCCCGUUUCCCUUCAACACCAUCACUACGACGACACACACAUAUUGGAUUUUUGUGUGUGUGUGUGUUUCAGUACAUAAUCUGCAUCAGACUUUGGUAACCACCCGGUUGCUUCUUCCCAUCACUCUACGAUUUUUUGUUUUUUUUUACAUUCGAUGGGGUGAAUUGGACGAAGCCACACCGCUGCCGCACCGGUUCUCGGUGCAGGAUCUGCCGGUGGACAUUGUUGUUUUCAGGCCCCCCCAACAAGCAUUUCUCCCUGUAGCCUGAGUUUCAUUUUUUGUUAACAGCAUUUGUACAAAAUGUUAUUGUAAUAUUGUACAAUAAAAAAAAAAAGUGAAAACUAA